AUGGGACAAGCCACUUUUAACCCCGAAAAAGCCGAGUUGAACAAGCAGGAUCGAAAGCUCCAGAACCGGAGAAACCAAAGAGCGCGUCGACAACGAUUAAAGGGCAAAGAUGCCGAGGUCGGCCAGGACAUACUCCCCUUUGAAGUUAGACGUUGGCGGCUGGACGAGAUUGACAGCUCCUCCCAAGACACAAAUGUUGACAUGACUAUGUGCAAAUCCCGUCCUCCGCAUUUGACAGUUCCCGCAACUGCCGAGGAAGCCACGCUUUUCCCAACAUCACAGACCACAGCACAUCUGGACCAAGUUGUCACGACGGGUUCCACCCCCCAGCCAAUUGACUUUGCCUUCCCUCUCCCUUCAGACCAUCUCCUUCACCUCAUCCAAUACAACGUUUUCCGUGCCUUUAUCUCCAUCAAGCGCAUUCUGAAUACUGUGUCGCCUGACCCAAUGACCUGCCCCGUAUUCGGUCCUUGUCUAGACGACACAAUGCGCCGCCCUCCCAAUCCCAACAUCCCUCCCUCCCUUGCCCCUACCACGCUGCAACUGACCCGAUACCACUUCCCUUGGAUAAACAGUUUUCCAUUCCCAGGCGUCCGCGAUAAUCUUAUCCGGCGUGAAGGCCGUUUUGACAAUUGGGAACUGUGGCAAGACCUCGUCGGCAACUUGAUGAGCCCCACAAGAGCCGCAUGGCAGCGAGAGACACCUGAUGGAACCUGUGCCCAUGUUCUUGGACUUGAACAGACGCAGGUUCGUUUAUCAGGGAGUUAUGUGGACACGGAUGAGGUUACGACCGGGCGCAAUGGUCUGAUCAUUUGGGGCGAGCCACAUGACAUGCAGAGCUGGGAGGCUACACCUGGCUUUCUUGCCAAGUGGUCAUGGGCUGUCGAAGGCUGUGAUGGCCUCGUGGAAAGUAGUAAUCGCUGGAGGAUGAGACGAGGAGAGGACCCUAUGGGGGUAGCGAUAUAG
Messenger RNA from Fusarium sp. VM40, 966 nucleotides. NCBI's taxonomy places the organism in Eukaryota, Fungi, Ascomycota, Sordariomycetes, Hypocreales, Nectriaceae. The record is from the annotation of a GenBank genome assembly.